This is a messenger RNA of Chondrus crispus (carragheen), 201 nucleotides long. Lineage: Eukaryota; Rhodophyta; Florideophyceae; Gigartinales; Gigartinaceae. The record is from the annotation of a RefSeq genome assembly.
AUGUCUAAAAUAUGUAGAAUCACAAAUAAAACAUCAAAUAAUGGGUAUAAAGUUUCACAUUCUCAUGUAAAAACAAAAAGAAUACAAAAUGUAAAUUUGCAAAUAAAAAGAAUUUGGUCACAAAAACAAAAGAGGUGGAUCAAAAUAAAAAUAUCAACAAAAGCAAUUAAGUCUUUAUAUAAGUUAUCUUUAUCAAUCUAG